GUACUACAACGAUAUGCGCUACGUUAACCACUCUUCAAUUCGUCUCCUCUUGGCGCUGGAUGCUAGCAUGCAUGCUGUGCAUGUACGACCGACGGCCGACUGAAGCUAGCUGAGCGCUAUCCAUCAUGUCAGGUGCUAUUAAAAAGACCACUGGUUUGGUUGGAAUAGCAGUUGAGGCUAAGCCUCAUGAGAAAUUGAGGAUAUUGUAUAGCAAGAUCCUGGCCUCUUUACAACAGAUGCCAAAAGAGGCAUCUUACAGACAGUACACUGAACAGGUUGUUAAUGACAGGCUCUCUAUUGUGCAAUCAGAAGGAGAUGUCCAGAAAGUGGAACAGAAGCUCAAUGCAGGCCAAAUAGAAGAAGUUGUUUUACAAGCAGAAGCUGAACUCUCACUUGCAAGGAAGAUGGCGGACUGGAAGGCAUGGGAACCUCUUAGAGGAGACGCCCCUCCUGGACAAUGGAAGUGGCCUUGAACUCUUAUAUUGUAGUUUUAUUGGGUUCUUGGUUUAAAAUAUGAUGCAGUGAAUGGCAGUGAUGUUUUAUGCAUAGUAAUUGCAUUGGGUUCUGCAUGUUCACCAAACUUCAGACUUGACUUAAUGUAAUCUACCAAGUGAUGAAUAUGUUGUGUUGGAGGGAUUCAUUUAUUUAGAAAACUGAUGUUAUUCUUAAGUUCAAUAAUUCAAAGGUAAAAUAUAAUUCUUUGUCUGUUUGAAGUAAAAUAUAUCUGUAUUAUCAAUCUUGCAGUCUACAUCAGUUUAUGCAAGUAUUUUUAUUGAGUAGAAAUAACCACAACAAAUUGAAUGUAAACAUUUAACAUUUCUCUUUUGAUCAUUAUUUGCUAAUGCCUCGCGUUGAGUUAUUGCAAUAAACUUUUUAAACGUGUACAUCGGUUAUCAACUUUCUGAAGACAUGUUCCCAAGAAUACAUUGAUAUUUGUAGCCUGGACUUUCAUCUCUUGCUUAUUUGUAUUUCACCCAAUUUCUACAAGCUUUUGUCCACUUGAACGACAUGUAUAUUCACCAAUUGAUAAGUAUUACAUAUGGUGAUUUAUUUGCGUGUGUAUGAUAUACUAAUAAAAAAUGUCUGAUGAAGCUGA
Lytechinus pictus (painted urchin) is the source of this 1096-nucleotide messenger RNA. Its product is annotated as NADH dehydrogenase [ubiquinone] 1 alpha subcomplex subunit 5-like. Gene Ontology annotation, biological process: respiratory electron transport chain. Bases 126 to 473 code for a protein of 115 amino acids. The transcript is spliced from 5 exons. Lineage: Eukaryota; Metazoa; Echinodermata; Echinoidea; Temnopleuroida; Toxopneustidae. The record is from RefSeq and is a predicted model, not a curated record.